GAAAUUAUGAAACCACUUACUAUGAAGUCAUGAUGGAAGACACUGGGUUAAAAUAUAAGUUUAUGGUUAAUGGUUAUAGCUAGAAGAAACUUGAAGAACCUCUAAACAGGAUUUGCGAUGAAAUAAAUGACAUACAAGUAUCAUAUUUCUUUAACACACAUAAUUACCACUUUAAAAUUAGUUAAAAGUAAUAAUAUCGAUUCUAAUAUUGAGAAUUAUACGAGCACAUACUUUCGCUGUCAACCUGACAGAUCGAGGUAAUGAUUUGUAUAUAGUUUACUCUUAGUAAAAUUUGUCAUUACACGAAAAGCCUGUUAAGGAGUGAUUCCAAUGCAAGCGACGUCAAAAAACGAACACAACGGGACUCGAUACAAUUUAUAUAUGUUGCGUAUCCACUUUAAUACUUUAUAAAGUUGGUUUUCAAAAUGCUAUUACUUCCAUUUUAUCAUCAAAACAUUUGUAAUGUAUUAUAAUGAUUUUUACAAGUAAAAAAAAAUAGUACAUUAAGAGAAUUAAGUUUCAUGAACCACAAUGUAAUAUUUUUAAAAUAAACUGUAGCGGAAAGGUCGCUGUGAUAAACGUAGAUCAUGGGUAAAAACAGCAAAAAGGCAAUGGCGGCUAUUCUUCAGACGGUCACUGAAUUUAUUAUGAAAAAUUUUGGAAAAAUGUAAUCGAAGCUUCGUGUUCAACGAGAAGAUAUUCGAGGUGUGGUGCAAAGGGAGAGGGGUGGUAUUGCUUGCAAGAAUAGAGAUGGCACACAGUAUGUGUACACAAUGGCAAAUAAACAAAUGGAGCGAUUCUUAGGCUCAAUGUGUAACGAAUGGUGGUUAAUAGUGGAGCAAUUAGAAAAGAUCGUCGGCAGGCAGGAAGGAGUAAACAGUCGAGUGUACUUGAGUAAUGAGCGAGACUCGGCAUCAUCUUCACUCGGUCUCGGACUUAUAUGCAGCCGACGAGAUAGAAGUUCUCCUUUUAGAAGAGAUUCGUGACCUGGAACUACCAGCUUCUGCAUAUUCUAGACCUGAAGAUAUUCAGGACUUCGAAAUUGCAGGUAGUCGUUCAGGGGGGCAAAUUAGCUCCCAACCUUUGGAACUGGAUUCACCAGGGGUUCAUUCAUGGGAUUCACAUGCUAAUUACCAUGGUUAUGGUUAUGGCGAUUACCAUGGCUCUUCCUCUAAUGCUUUGGCUUGGCCAAGAGCAAGUCACUUGGUUCUAUAUUGUGAUAUACAAGGACAUCUUAAGACAGCUAUUGGUGUUGUUAGACUCUUACUGCUUAUAUCAUCUGCAGCAUGUCUGGCAACAUUGUGCAGUUCUGGUACUGCCAAGGUCAGCUUAUUUAUGUUGCCUUUAGUUGGACGGCUGCGUUUUAUGAUCUUUGUAGCUGUUUUCUGUUUUUUGAUCACCGCAUUGCUCCUCUUCCUUGAUAUCUCACACAUUGUCUAUGUUUUUCCUCUCAACUGGGCUAAAUUGAAUGCUUGGAUAUUCACUGGUAUAGGCUUAUCUUAUGCCUUGAGUAGUGCGUUACUAGCAUGCUCUAUAUGGGAAUAUCACAGUGGAGGUUGGGUACCAAGACGUACUCGUUCUCAGUUGUCUGCUGCAGCAGCACUUGGACUGUCUUGUGCUAUCUUAGCAUUUUUACUUUCAUGGAUACAUGGUCGCAGUGGAUCUAGUUGUAGGGGCCCAGAUAGCCGCAAUCAUACCCCAACGCAACUUUAUAAACCUGUCGACAAUUCUUCUUCUUCUGGAGUUACUCUCAAAGAGCGCAGUCCUAAAAGACCUACUUCAUGGAAAACUCAACAAUCAAGGAAGCAGACUGCAGACAGUGAUACAAAUACGAAUAACGGUCACCAUAGCAAUGAUAAUCACUCAAAAUAUAAGCAAGGUGCUACCAGAAAAGAUCAUUGGGCUUCUGCGAGGCAACAUUUCUUACCUUCUGAAGAUAAUGUUGAAGAAAUUCAAAGAGAUGAUGUUGACACUGAAAGGAGAAGAAGAAGGAGAAAAAAAGACGGUGAUGUUAGUUCAACGGGCGAUGGAAAUUUAAUAAAUACCAAAACUGAUAGUGGUCAUAUUAUAGACGAUAACAAAACUAGACGGGUGCCACGACAGUUACCUUUACAAUCGGUAGAACAGUCUCGUCCUUGGCCCAGUGCUGAGCACAGAGGUAGUGGUUCUAUGCAAGUUAGAAAUAAAAAUUCACAAUUACCAGUGAACAGUAACGCACAGGACUAUUGUGGUAUAACUGAAUCUAGUUCAAUGCAAGUGACUCAAAAUGGUUUCCAUUGGGAGAUGGAAUGUAUGUCCAGUACCAGCAUUGAAAAAGUGGAAAUGGCUAUGGCUCGUACAGCUAUGUGGUCUGAACAAUGGCAACCACCACCCGAUGACGUUCAACCUUGCUCUAGCAAAACUAUUGACCCUUAUGGCUUUGCCUGAUUCAAUUUGGAAAUGUAUGAACGUACCUUCAAAAAUUACAAUUAACAAUUAUACAAUUAUAUGAUACAGAAGCUUCCCUCGAAACAAUAGUUUUGCUAUUUCACACACAACUUUUUUUCUGUCUUUACAUUAAAACUAUAGAAGACAUGUUUAAUUAUUUCAUCACAAAAAAAAAUAUCUAAAUGAAUUCGAAUUAAAUCUGUUAACUAUUUUAUAUGUAAAGUUGCACUAAUGUUACGAGUAACGCAUAGUGAUCAUGGAAAAUUAUAUCCCUGUUUUUUCAUCUUGUAUGUCUAUGGUACUAUCGCUAUGCAUAAAAAUGUAAUUUGAAGUUAAGACGUUAAUUAGUUAUUGUGAAUAUGUUUAAAUUCUUCAUAGCACUUAACAAGAAUGCAAAAUCGUCACAUCGAAAUUAUUGCUGCCAUAAAUAACAUGCUGCCAAGAUGAUUCUUUUUUCCUUAAUUGUUUAGAUGUUGACGUUUUGCAUUAUAAAAACCAAACUUCUGAAUGUUCACAUACAAAUGAUGUUAUUUCAUUUCAUACGUAAAUACAUAUGUGUAUAAUACACACAUCAAUUUUAAAACCACUAGCAUAUGAACAUCGAAACAUUUGAUUACUAAUUAUUUUUACUGCUAAGGUAUUUUGGUAUAACUAAUUAGUAAGCAUCACUUACUUAUGUUACUCUAACUGAUUUAUAAUAAUGAGGUAUGGUCACUAAGAUAAUACUAUUAUUAAAUAGAGAUGGACUUAAUACAACUACAUACAUUAAUUUUUAUAAUUUGAAAUAUUUUAUUAAUACAUUUAUGAAAGUAACAAUACAAUUUCCUGUUUAUAUAUGUAUUAAUAAUUGAAUUUUAGAUUAAUACCAAUUUGAAUAGUUAAAAAGAUAGUCCAUCUUUAUAUUUAUAAAAUGUACAUAUAUUAUUUUAAACUAUUGUAUAUAACUUCAAGAUGAUUAGACAGGGAAUAUAAAUAAGCAGUAAUGGCAUUGCAUUACACUUUUAAUUCAAAUCUUUAGUCAUUUUUAAUCUAAUAUUCUUAAAAAACUGUGUCUCCUUACCGAUUCACCUAAAUGAGAAGCAAAGUAAUUUUUAGUACAUACAUAUCGUGUUAGAGGUACAACUCUUCAUAAAAACUAUUAGAACAUUAUGUUUUUUGACCAACUGGUCUUUAAAAUCACUAGUAUAAAGAGUCGAAGUGG
This is a messenger RNA of Nomia melanderi (Alkali bee), 3628 nucleotides long. RefSeq lists its product as uncharacterized. NCBI's taxonomy places the organism in Eukaryota, Metazoa, Arthropoda, Insecta, Hymenoptera, Halictidae. The record is from RefSeq and is a predicted model, not a curated record.